AUGGAAGCUGCAAAGGCAAUCAUCGAAGAAGAAAUCACCACAAAAUUAGAGAUUUCAACUAAUAACAGCUUCUGCGUUGCCGAUUUCGGGUGCUCCACCGGAAACAACUCGUUUCCGGCCAUGCACACGAUCAUCGAAUCUGUCAAAGGGAAAUACGAAUCCUCAGGCCUCAAAACCCCUGAAUUCUACGUGUGGUUCAACGACGUCAUCUCCAACGAUUUCAACACCCUCUUCAGUUCCCUCCCACCCGACAGAAGCUACAAGGCAGCCGCGGUCGCAGGAGACUUCCACGGCCGCCUUCUCCCACCAUCCUCCGUCCACUUUGCAUACUCAUCUUGCUCGCUCCACUGGCUGACGGAGGUGCCCAAGGCGGCGGAGUGCCUCAUGUCUGUUUGGCAUGGUGGAGAGGAGAGAGAGGAUGCUUAUGAUGCUUAUUUGAGGCAGCUCGAGAGGGAUUUGGAAUCAUUCUUGAAGUGUAGGGCUGUGGAAAUGGUGGAAGGUGGGCUUAUGGCUCUUCUAAUACCUGGAGUGCCUGAGUUUUGGGACCCACAAAAAGAGUAUACCGUUGGGUCGGUGGUCGAACUUAUCAGAUCUUCCCUCCUCGACAUGGCCAAAAAGGGAAGAUUAAGUUAUGCAAAGUUAGAAACAUUCAACAUUCCAUACCAUUUUCCCACUCCAAAGGAGGUAAGGGCCAUAUUGGAAAAGAGCAAUAGUUUCAAUAUAGAAAGAAUGGAUAUUCUGAAGAAUGGGACAUUUCUCAAUGUUGAUGGCCAUGUGGCAUGUUUUAGAGCGGUUCAUCAAAAUAUGUUUACUCUUAAGUUUGGAGCUGAAACCGUUGAUGAAACGUUCGACCUUUUAAAGAAGAAACUCCAGUCUUCACCCGCCUUUACAAAUCCUUUAAAUGAUAGAACUGUUUUCAUUGUUGCUAUCCUCAAGCACAAACAUGUUUAG
Salvia hispanica is the source of this 951-nucleotide messenger RNA. RefSeq names its product loganic acid O-methyltransferase-like. The record is from RefSeq and is a predicted model, not a curated record. Lineage: Eukaryota; Viridiplantae; Streptophyta; Magnoliopsida; Lamiales; Lamiaceae. Gene Ontology annotation, molecular function: methyltransferase activity.